Molecule: messenger RNA, 2220 nt
Organism: Saprolegnia diclina VS20
Lineage: Eukaryota; Oomycota; Saprolegniomycetes; Saprolegniales; Saprolegniaceae
Exons: 3
Coding region: 1-2220 (739 amino acids)
Biological process (GO): transmembrane transport
Cellular component (GO): membrane
Molecular function (GO): ATP hydrolysis activity; ABC-type transporter activity; ATP binding
Source: RefSeq, a predicted model, not a curated record
AUGGUGUCUGUCGCCAAGCUCUUUUCGUUUGCCGACACCACCGACAAGGUCCUCGUCGCACUCGGUACACUGAGUGCAAUGACCAUGGGCGUACUUCUGCCCAUGCAGAUCGUUGUCAUUGGCGACGCCCUCAAUACGUUGGGCGCCAACCGCGUGACCGACGAUUCCGACAACUUUCGCUCGGGCAUUCGCCGCAUCGCGAUCCAGUUUGCGGUCAUCGCUGCGAUUGCGCUUCUGUGCGGCCUCGCGCAGAUUGCGUGUUUUUCGAUCGCGGCGGCGCGCCAGACGAAGCGCCUUCGCCACGCCUACGCGUCGGCCAUCCUUCGCCAAGAAGUCGGCUGGUUCGACGUCAACGACCCCAUGCAACUCGCGACGCGGGUCGCGGAUACGACGCUCAUCAUCCAAGAAGGUCUUGGGCGCAAGGUUGCGGACGCCAUCAAUUUUUCCACCAUGGGUCUCUCAGGUGUCAUUGUCGCCUUGGUGUACGGCUGGGAGCUCGCGCUCGUCUUGCUGGCUGUCUCGCCGCUCGUCGCUGGCAGCGGCUAUUGGAUGAUCAAGGCGAUCACGACGGCCACUCAAGUCGGCGUCGACGCGUACGCCGAGGCGGGCGGCAUCGCACAAGAAGCGCUGAGUAACAUUCGCACCGUGCACGUCUUCAACGCCAUAACGUCGUUCGCGCUCAAGUAUAAGGCAGCGCUGGCAAAGACGGAAGCCGCCGGCCUCAAGAAAGGCGUCGCCAUCGGCGUUGGCACGGGCGGCAUGUUCUUUGUCAUCUUUUGCACGUACGCGAUCGGUAUGUACUACGGCGCGGUCAAGGUCGCCGAUGACCAGAUCACCGGGUCGUGUGUCGGCAGCGGCUGCUACGACAGCAGUCGCGUCCUCGUCAUCUUCUUCUGCAUCAUCAUGAGCUCGAUGGCGCUUGGCCAAGCCAGCCCCGGUAUCCAAGCCAUCUUUGCGGCCCGUGCAGCUGCCCAAGGCGUCUAUGAACUUAUCGAGCUCGAGUCCAAGAUCGAUGCGGCCGCAGCGUCGGGCACGACCUUGCCGUCUGUCCGCGGUGAUAUCACGCUGGCCAACGUUUCGUUUGCGUACCCGUCGCGACCGGACGUCCGCGUCUGCGCCGGUUACUCGCUCACGAUCCCGGCAGGCCAAAAGAUUGCGCUCGUCGGUGCGAGUGGUAGUGGCAAGAGCACGAUUGUCUCGCUCCUCGAGCGCUUCUACGACCCGCUCUUCGGCAAUGUUCUGCUUGACGACUACGACCUCAAGGACCUCAACCUCAAGUGGCUCCGAUCCCAAAUUGGUCUCGUGGGCCAAGAGCCGUGUCUGUUUCAGGACACGAUUGCCAAUAACAUUCGCCAUGGCAAGCCGGACGCAACGGUCGACGAGGUGAUUGCGGCCGCCAAGCAAGCCAACGCGUACGACUUUAUCAUGGGGUUUCCGGACGGUUUCGACACCGAAGUCGGCGAUCGCGGCGCGCAGCUCUCGGGUGGUCAGAAACAACGUAUUGCGAUCGCGCGCGCGAUCAUCAAGAACCCGAGCAUUCUGAUUCUGGACGAAGCGACGUCCGCGCUCGACACGGAGAGCGAGCACAUUGUGCAGGCGUCAUUGGACCGUCUCGUCGCGUCGGGCAACCGGACGACGAUCAUCAUUGCGCACCGCCUCUCGACGAUCCGGAACGCCGACCGCAUUGUUGUGCUCCAAGCUGGUCGUAUCGUGGAAGAUGGUGCACACGACGAGCUAGUGGAACGUCCUGACGGCCUCUACAAGGCGCUUGUCGACGCGCAGAUGAAAUCUUCUGAGACCACCGACGAUGCGUCCCCCGUCGCGACGGGCCACAAUCGGCUGCAGCACAAGCCGGCACUGACGACCGAAGUCGACGCGAUGGCACCGUCGAUCGAGUCGGCGUCGGAGACGGAUGCGUCGCUUGUGUCGGCGCCCGUGCCGCUCAUGCGCGUCUGGCGCUUGAGCCAGCCCGAGUUCUUCAACCUUGCUUUGGGCAGCCUUGGUGCGCUCGUCAACGGCGCCGUGUUCCCUGUCUGGGGUGUGCUCUUGACCAAGUCGAUUGUGCUUUUUUUCCGCGUUGAUCUCGGUGCCGAUGCCAUGCUGCACGAAGCGUCCAUCUGGUCGGGCGCGUACGCCGCGUUGGGGGCCGUCUUUUUCGCGGCCGUUGUCAUCCAGAACCAUCAGUUUGCGAUUGCUUGCGAGCGACAUUGGCUGGUUUGA